CCCACACCCUCAAAAUUAUACCUUGAGAAGGCUCACGAAGCACCCACAAAGUCACAGUCCGAGAACCCAGCCUUGCUCGUUAUCCUGGAUCUCAAUGGAACACUACUAUACCGACCGCAAAAGGGCGGGAGCAAUGCAAUCCAUCGCUCGGGAAUGAAACGAUUCAUCAAUUACCUGUGCAAAGAGCACUACGUCAUGGUAUGGUCUUCAGCGCAGCCCGAAAAUGUCAAGAAUAUGUGCAAAAAACUAUUCACGAAGGACCAGAAACAAAACGUGAUUGCAAUAUGGAAUCGGCAUAAUUUCGGUCUGAAGCGCGAGCACCUCCACAAAAAAGUACAAGUCUAUAAAGAACUUUGGAAAGUCUGGAAGGAACCCAGCAUGGCGCGUUCCAAAAAUACUAAAGGAUCAUGGGACCAGACCAACACCGUGCUGCUCGAUGAUAGUCGAGAAAAGGCAGCCAGCGAGCCCUUCAACCUCAUCGAGGUCGACAGCUUCGAGGGCACGGAGAAAGGCCACAUAGAUACACUUACGCAGGUGCGCGACUACCUGGAGACCCUUCGCUCACAGGCCAAUGUCAGUGCAUAUAUCCGCGAGGCUCCGUAUGUCUACGAUCCGGAG
This is a messenger RNA of Dissoconium aciculare CBS 342.82, 618 nucleotides long. RefSeq lists its product as uncharacterized. The transcript has a single exon. Lineage: Eukaryota; Fungi; Ascomycota; Dothideomycetes; Mycosphaerellales; Dissoconiaceae. The record is from RefSeq and is a predicted model, not a curated record. Gene Ontology annotation, molecular function: phosphoprotein phosphatase activity. The annotation marks the transcript as partial.